Molecule: messenger RNA, 1698 nt
Organism: Penicillium odoratum
Lineage: Eukaryota; Fungi; Ascomycota; Eurotiomycetes; Eurotiales; Aspergillaceae
Exons: 6
Coding region: 1-1698 (565 amino acids)
Biological process (GO): transmembrane transport
Molecular function (GO): transmembrane transporter activity
Source: RefSeq, a predicted model, not a curated record
AUGGCUGACCGGAUCAAGUUCGCGGAGCCAAUCUCAAAGAAAACACAGUAUGGGCCGAAUCGCGGCAGGGGGAAUGGGGAAAAGGGGUCAGCACAGAGAUCUCUUUCACCGGGGAGUGAAAUCGUAUACCCGACAGGAUGGAGGCUCGUUCUUACUACUAUUGGGCUCUUGAUUGGCUUCUUUCUUUCCAACUUGGACGUUACCAUCGUUAGCUCCUCUCUUACCAACAUCACCGAUAGCUUGAAUGGAUUCGAGAAGCGGAGUUGGAUUGUUACGGGGUACUUGGCCACCUAUACAGGGUCCAUGGCGAUAUGGACUAAACUCAGUGAUAUAGUUGGGAGGAAGCAAACGACUAUUGCUUCGCUUUUCAUCCUGCUUGCAUUCUCUAUUGGAUGUGGAUGCGCUCAGACAGUCAACCAACUCAUUAUAUGCCGAGCACUCCAGGGGAUAGGGGGCGCUGGCGCCUAUGCCCUAGCCAUUCUUUGCAUCUAUGAGAUCGCCCCGAAGGAGAAACUUCCCACAUACAGUGGCAUCAUGUCAUUCUGCUUAGCGGUUGCAGCUUUAGCCGGGCCAAUUAUCGGAGGUGUGCUUGCACAACACGCGGCCUGGAGAUGGGUUUUCUUUAUCAAUGCUCCCCUAUGCGCAGUUGCCAUCAUUAUAAUUAUGGUUGCGAUGCCGAAACACUUCGGCCUUGACCAACACACUCCUUCUUUCAGAACAAGGGCAUCAUAUCGCUCAUUUGCCAAUCUAGACUUUGUGGGCUCAUUUCUGAUGAUCGCGGGUUCAUUCUUGAUCGUUACAGUUUUGAACGAAGCAAAUCUUGCUUUUUCCUGGGACUCCAGAGGCUCGAUAGCUCUUCUCGUCCUGACGGGCGUUUCUUGGAUCGCCUUCUUUGUCUGGGAGUGGUACCUGUCGGGCAUACCUGGCGCAGACCCCAUCUUUCCAAAACGAUGGCUCUGUGAUCGUCCAUGGAUGGGUAUCCUGAUCUCCUCUUUUGUUACAGGUGCAGUUUGGAAUGUCGUCCUGGUGUAUGUCCCCCAACAAGCCCAGAUUCUUCUAGGACAGUCGCCUCUCGACUCCGGUGUGUAUCUCAUUGCAUAUUCUGCGGUCGCAGCCGUCGCGGCUGCGAUAAUCAACAUAGCCAGCUCGAAAGGGCGAAUUCCGUUCCUUUAUUCCCUACUUGUGGGAUGCAUAAUCCACACAGUCGGAGUUGGGCUUCUGUCCACCAUUACCCGGUCGGAAGGCUACCAUGCAACAGAUAUCGGGUAUGAGGUUAUUGCUGGUGCCGGGAUUGGUAUUACGCUGGGCAUUCUAUUGCUGUCAACACCUUAUAUCGUCGAGGACAGAGAUCUCGCAAUUGCCACUGGAACGGUCGUCCAACUACGAUUCCUCGGCGGUGCUAUCGGUCUCGCCAUCGCAUCCAAUAUCCUCAACAGCCGCCUGGCACAUCAUUUGAAAGGCGUCUUAACACACCACGAAAUACACCUAUUUCUCGAGAACUCGACGACUUUGAAAACCCUAUCUCCACAUCUUCAAGACGAUGUGAAGAGAGUAUUUGCCGAUAGUUACCGUAUCCAGCUGAUAGUCAUGAUCGGCUUUGCAGCCGCUCAGCUACCGGCUAUUCUGCUCUUGCUAAAACCCGGACGGCAACUUGCUGCAGACAAGGACAAGGUAUCCUCGGCUACAAGGUCGGGAUAA